Molecule: messenger RNA, 822 nt
Organism: Rotaria sp. Silwood2
Lineage: Eukaryota; Metazoa; Rotifera; Eurotatoria; Philodinida; Philodinidae
Source: the annotation of a GenBank genome assembly
AUGUGUUCAAAAGUUCCGGAUUCAUUCAAAGCAUUUUGCUCAGUCAUUAUUGAAGAAAUGACUGUUAAAAUUCCUGAUGUUUUGCGUGCAGCAUCAAAUUACGUUUCGUAUUUUCAAUUGCAGCCCCCAUCACUUGGCCAAGUGAGCGAUUUCGAAAUUGUCGCUUUCAUUCCUGGAGAAGAAUCAGUAACAGCACCUUUAAAUGCUAACAAUCAGAUCAAUGUGACAGCACAGACUCGGAUGAUUAAUAAUAACAAUAUGAUAAAUCCAAACAAUCUAAAUGGAUUUUCUAUUCAAGCAGGUGGUUCGCGGGGGCAAUAAUUAACAUUAACAAGUCCAUUGGAUAAUAAUCAAACACUUGUUCCAUUACACUCACACGAUAAACAUCCAGAAUAUUUAAUUUAUGCUGGUAUUGUAUUUACUGUAUUAACCAGAUUUUAUUUAUAUGAAUUCGGUAAACGUGAAUGGCAUCGAAAAGCUCCAACAAAUUUAGUUAAUUUAGCAUUAUAUAGUCAUUUAGAAGAACUAAAUCAACAAAUUGUUAUUAUUAAUCAAAUACUUGUUGAUGAUGUUAAUCAUGGAAUAACAUCAAAUUUUGCAAAUUCUGUAUUAGAAACUGUCAAUGGUAUUAAAAUUCACAAUAUUAAACAUCUAGGAGAAUUAAUUGAUAAAAUAUCAAAUAAUGAAGAUGAUGGUUAUAUUCGAUUUGCAAUAGAGAAUAAAAGAUUUAUAGUGAUAUCAUGUAAACAAGCUAAACAAUCAGAAGGAAGAAUUUUAAAACAAAAUUCAAUAGCACAACCAAGAAGUGAACAUUUACGUUAA